GGCGUCCCGGAGACCGGAAGCGGAAGUGAGCGGAGGCGGUGGCAGCAGCAGCGGCGGCGGCGGCGGAGGCGGCUGCUGUAGGGGCAGUAGUCCAAGCGCCCCGCGGCGUGCGGCAGAGGGAGUAUCUCUCGCGGGUCUGCAGGGAGGAUGCCUACUGAGACCUUAAACCCUGGACCCGGUGUCAGGGAAUCAGUCACCUUCGAAGAUGUGGCAGUGGGGCUUGUCCAGGAGUGGGCAUUGCUGGAUGGUACACGGAGGAACCUGUGCAGAUAUGGAAUACUGGACAACUGCAGUACCCUGGCUCCCAGGGGGGCUCCACCAUGCAAACCCAGGCUUGUCUCCCACGUGGGGCCAAGAGGAGAGCUGAGUACCGCAGGACAAGGCAUUCUCUGUGCCAUGGGUGUGGACUGGGAAUUGCAACCUAAACCCGAAGAGUCUACUCCUCUGCAGGAUAUUUUGGAGGAAAAUUCAUCCCAUGAUUUGCAAAUGGGGCUGGGGCUGGACCUGCAGACGCAGAUCAGGCCCAUGAUGGGAGAGAGGGGGAUAUCUUCAUCUUCAGAGGACCGGCCAGCUCUUCUGGAGUUGCCUUGGCCUUCCGGAUACACAGGGCUGAAGGUGGCUGUGCGGAUUCAGAGGGUGACCACGCCGGAACCUGAGUUGGGCCUCCCUGACCCAUGGGUGACCGGGGGUUCUGCUCUGCCUGCUCAGGACCCUGUGUGGCUCCAAGAGAAGAGCGUAGAGGAAGAUCCUGGGGUGCUGACCACCUGUGCACAGGAACCAGUCACCUUCGCAGAUGUGGCUGUGCUCUUUACCCCAGAAGAAUGGAUGUUUCUAGACUCUGCCCAGAAAAGCCUGUACAGGGAUGUGAUGCUGGAGAACUACAGGAACCUGGCCUCUGUGGGAGAUCAACUAUGCAAACCUAGUACCUUUUCCUGUUUGGAGCAAAGAGAAGAGCUGUGGACCACCGAGAGAGGGACCUUCCCAGGAGCCCAUCCAGAACCUCAACUUCAACCCCAGCAAGUGGUUCUUAACCAAGGUAUUUUUGCAGAGAUGCCAUCCACUGUCAUGAAAAGGGAGCAACCUCCGUUGGGAGAAAAACUCUACAAAUAUAAUGAAUUGGGGAAACCCUUUAACAGCAUCAAACAACUGUUUCAGUACGAGAGAAUUCAUGUUGGAGGCAACCCCUGUGAAUGCCAAGAGAGUGGGAAAUCCUUGUUCCAGACCACUCACCUGAUAGUGCAUGAGAAGAUUCGUAGUGGGGAUAAAACCUAUGCAUGUAACAAAUGUGAAAAAUCCUUCAGAUACAGUUCUGACCUUAUCAGGCACGAGAAGACCCAUACCUCAGAGAAGUGCUUUGAAUGUCAAGAAUGUAGGCACACCUUCAAGUACUCCUCAAAUCUGCGACGCCAUAUGAGAACUCACACAGGAGAGAAACCCUUUGAAUGUAGUCAGUGUGGGAAAACCUUCACGAGGAACUUUAACCUGAUUUUGCACCAGAGAAACCACACAGGCGAGAAGCCCUACGAAUGUAAGGACUGUGGGAAAGCUUUUAAUCAGCCGUCCUCUCUGAGGAGUCAUGUGAGAACUCACACUGGAGAGAAGCCGUUUGAAUGCAGUCAGUGUGGGAAAGCCUUCAGGGAACACUCAUCACUGAAGACACAUUUGCGAACUCACACCAGAGAGAAACCGUAUGAAUGUAACCAGUGUGGGAAACCCUUUCGGACGAGCACCCACCUAAACGUGCAUAAGAGGAUCCACACAGGGGAGAAACUUUAUGAGUGCAGUACUUGUGGUCAGGUGUUGAGUCGUCUCUCAACCCUCAAGAGUCACAUGCGAACCCACACUGGGGAGAAGCCCUUUGCAUGCCAGGAAUGUGGGCGAGCCUUUAGUGAGCCCUCAUCCCUCAGGAAACAUGCGAGGACCCACAGUGGCAAGAAGCCUUAUGCGUGUCAGGAAUGUGGGCGAGCCUUUGGUCAGUCUUCACACCUUAUCGUACAUGUCAGAACCCACACUGCAGGGAAACCCUAUGAAUGUAAUCAGUGUGAGAAAGCCUUUAGGCACAGCUCUUCCCUUACCGUGCAUAAAAGGAGUCACACCAGGAGAGAAAACGUUAGGAAUGGCGGCCUGCCUUUAUCAGUGUCUAAUUCUUAUGGUGGGCCCCUUGCCGAUUAACUUUAAGUUUGUAAAAAUAUGAACAUUCGGGCCUGUAAUCGUCUUGUUUAAGUACAUCACAUGUUUUGAAGUAUAAUUUCAUUUUAUUUUCAUUCUAAAUAUUGUCUUAGUUUCUGUCAUUACUAAGUCUUUGACACGCGACUUAUCUAGAAUUAUUUUUUAAAUAACUGCACAUGGUCAUGUUUUUAUAGAGGUAUAAUUAUAGUGGAAUACACAAAUCUUAUGAAUUGGUUGAGUCUGACUGAUGUAUACAUAUAUGUAACCAACACUUCAUUCAAUAUAUGGAACAUUUCUGUCAUUCUGGAAAGUUCUUGCAUGUAUCUGGGCAUUUUUAGUUACCUUUUAAUGCUAGUUUCUAGUUUAAUUACAUUGCGAGCCGAGUAUGUGGUCUUUGUGUUAUUGAAUAAUUGGUGUUUUUUGGGAUUUGCUUUUAGGUCUCGUAUGGUGCAUCCUGCUAGUUGCCUACCAAAAGUGCCCCUUUUUCCUUAUAAGAAAACCUUGGGUUUCUCAGGUUGGUAAUGUGCACUAUUAAAAACUUCUAUCUCUCAAGCCUUCUUGUAGUUAGGGGAGGCCAUGUCCCCUAGUUCUGGUCAAUAGGAGAAAUCGCUGAGUGUGACUCCUGGGAAAGAUGUUGGAAAGGAUGGUUUAUUUAGCCAGAUUUCCCUACUUGGCCUUUGUACAAGCAGACACAAUGUCCAGUGCUAGAAGAGCUAUCUUGUGACCAUGAGGGUAAAAACUAUAGGCUAAAGGGAAUGUGGCCAGAAGUCACAACCAUUCUGGUUCCCCACUUGGAUCUUUGUAUCUGCACCAGCCCUGGACUGUUUAUUUCUUGAGAUCUUGUUACACAAGAAAGAUGUACUUCUGGUUUUUACCUGUUCUCACAGGGUUCUGCUAUUGUGUUUUAAAAAUCUUUUCACUGAAGUAUAACUUAUGUAAAAGUUCAUAAAUUUUAGUGCAAACCUUGAUGGAUUUUCUGUAUGUUUUAUACACCCACAUCAAGAUAUAAAAUAUUUAGUCUCACAAAAGGUUCCCUUGGGCCCUACCUAGUCAGCCCCAUCCAUUGAGAUAAUGAGUAUUCUGACUUCUGUCACCACAGAUUUGUUUUUCCUGCUCAUAGAAACGAAACCACAUGGCUGCUCUCUUAUUUAUUAUGUGUUUUUUCACUUAAUAUAAUGUACAUGAAGUUUAUCUCUGUCGUAUUAUCAGUAGUUUUUUUUUAAAUUGCUGUGUAAUAUUUUAUCAUCUGAAUAUACCAGAAUUGAAAAAUUC
Pteropus alecto (black flying fox) is the source of this 3441-nucleotide messenger RNA. RefSeq names its product zinc finger protein 333 (gene ZNF333). Lineage: Eukaryota; Metazoa; Chordata; Mammalia; Chiroptera; Pteropodidae. Gene Ontology annotation, molecular function: DNA-binding transcription repressor activity, RNA polymerase II-specific. Gene Ontology annotation, biological process: negative regulation of transcription by RNA polymerase II. The record is from RefSeq and is a predicted model, not a curated record. Bases 148 to 2172 code for a protein of 674 amino acids. The transcript is spliced from 12 exons.